UGACAAUCUCAUUACCCUAGUCUCCUCCCGGGCCCCACUUCCCAGCCGCACAGGUACGCUCUUCUCCCCCAUUCACAUCCCCGUCCCCUGCGCUCGUGAUCUCGGCGGCGGCGGCGGCGGCUUUCCCACGGUUAUUCUGCAGCACGUUCAAAAUCGUUAAAUGGGGAAGGCAAAGCGUGCAUCAAUUUUUAUCAGGCUCGUUUCAGCAGCCGGAACUGGAUUUUUCUACGUGAAGCGCAAGAAUCCUCGACGGAUCACAGAGAAGCUUGAGUUCAGGAAGUAUGAUCCACGUGUAAACAAGCAUGUUCUGUUUACAGAAGCGAAGAUGAAGUGAGAGCAGUCUUUCUUCGGUGCCCAGACCUCUGUACCGUUCACUUUGGUCUGAAGACAAUGCUACAUUUAUUACCUUGAUAUAGGUUCUAGAAUGUGAUCUUUCAUGUACACAACCCUAAUGUUCAUGUGUUUUAUCUUGCUGGCAGAAAUACAGCAUGAAUUUUCACUUGUCUGCUCCUGCUAGUUUAUUUCAUUACUGAAUUGAGCUGCAAGCCUGCAAAAUUAUUGCCCCGUUUUAGUGUU
Lolium perenne is the source of this 576-nucleotide messenger RNA. RefSeq lists its product as uncharacterized. Gene Ontology annotation, cellular component: ribosome; large ribosomal subunit. The record is from RefSeq and is a predicted model, not a curated record. Lineage: Eukaryota; Viridiplantae; Streptophyta; Magnoliopsida; Poales; Poaceae. Gene Ontology annotation, biological process: translation. Gene Ontology annotation, molecular function: structural constituent of ribosome.